UAAGACUCGCAUGUCCAACGAGCUAAACGUGUCCUCUACUCGCUGGAAUGACACGAGAGAUCUCGUAUGUCUCGACAACCCGCACGGUAAGGUCUCCAUUCAUCUUUUCACCACUCUUUUCAAGGUCGUUGUUUACUCGAUGACUGCGAAAUCAUCAUUGGAUGAUCGAUCAGAUCGAUCAGAUCGAUCAGAUCGAUGGCCAAAAGAUCACCGAGAGAUUCGUUGUAGAUGCUCUCGCGACGCUCUUUCGAGCCGUACGGCACUAUCGACACUAUCGAUAAGCCAAGUCUCGAUACGAGCUGCGAGUGCUGCGACCUGUGAUAACGAGGUUAAGGUGCACAAAACGAUGAAUAUCAUGUGUAAUCGUGUCACGUCUCGUAUCAGACCGUUUCUGCUUACGAGAGAUGUGUCGGUGAGUUGCGCCAGGCGGAAAGAUGAUUUUCAACAGUUGAUUCAUCCAGAAGGUCGGGAACCCGGCAUCCCACCUUACGUAGAACGCCAAGGAGAAAAUGCAAGUCUCAAAAGAGCACGACUGACGUAUCAAUCUCGUAAACGUGGCAUGUUGGAGAAUGGUCUGCUUCUUAGCACCUUUGCAAGCAAGUACUUGAAUACAUUCGAUGACAAUCAGUUGAGGCUAUACGAUCGACUUAUCAACUUACCAUCCAAUGAUUGGGACAUAUUCUAUUGGGCGACUGGUGUUAAACCGACUCCACCCGAAUUUGACAAUCAAGUGAUGGACUUGUUGAAGAGGCAUAUUCAAAACGAAGAUCGACAAGCCAGGAUAACGCAGCCAGAUUUAUAAAUAAUAUACAUAUGUUGAGAGAAUCCUUGCUAGUGUAUACUAAGCAGUAAUAAUCCAAUGUAAAGGACGCUUUUAGCUUACAUAUUUAAUUUCACAACCAUUGUCAAAUUGUUCCACCCAAUAAAAUGACUAAAACGCC
Molecule: messenger RNA, 941 nt
Organism: Vollenhovia emeryi
Lineage: Eukaryota; Metazoa; Arthropoda; Insecta; Hymenoptera; Formicidae
Exons: 3
Coding region: 11-802 (263 amino acids)
Biological process (GO): tricarboxylic acid cycle; mitochondrial electron transport, succinate to ubiquinone; mitochondrial respiratory chain complex II assembly
Cellular component (GO): mitochondrion
Source: RefSeq, a predicted model, not a curated record